Phoenix dactylifera (date palm) is the source of this 1621-nucleotide messenger RNA. Its product is annotated as putative ADP-ribosylation factor GTPase-activating protein AGD8. Gene Ontology annotation, biological process: COPI coating of Golgi vesicle. Gene Ontology annotation, molecular function: GTPase activator activity. NCBI's taxonomy places the organism in Eukaryota, Viridiplantae, Streptophyta, Magnoliopsida, Arecales, Arecaceae. The record is from RefSeq and is a predicted model, not a curated record.
GUUCUUGCGCGCACACCCCCCCCCCCCCCCUCUCUGGAAAAAGAAAACCCGUCCUCUCUCUCCCCGCUCGUACCAUCGCAGCCAUGGCUCCCGAAAGCUUCACCGACAAGAACGCGGUAUUCAAAAAGCUCAAAUCUAAGUCGGAGAACAAGAUGUGCUUUGAUUGCAACGCUAAGAACCCUACGUGGGCGUCGGUGACGUACGGGAUCUUUCUCUGCCUUGACUGCUCGGCCGUCCACCGUAGCCUCGGCGUGCACAUCAGCUUCGUGAGGUCUACAAAUUUAGAUUCGUGGACUCCGGAGCAGCUGAAGAUGAUGGCUUUUGGGGGCAACAACCGUGCACAGGUUUUCUUUAAGCAGCAUGGAUGGACAGAUGGUGGUAGAAUUGAGGCAAAAUAUACAUCAAGAGCUGCUGAAUUGUACAGGCAGUUACUUUCCAAAGAGGUUGCUAAAAGCGUUGCUGAAGAUAGUAGCUUGCCUUUGUUGCCUGUUGUAGCAUCCCAGUCACCAGAUGCGGGCAAUGGUCUUCCAGAGCUCAAUUUUGUGGAUGUGCCAAAGGAAAAUUCAAAUGAGAAGCGUGAACCUGAGACUACUCGGUCACCUAAGGCUCCAACCCAUUCUGCAGUUAUAAGUGCUGCUAAAAAGCCUAUUGGUGCGAAGAAGACUGGGGGGCUAGGCGUCCGAAGGCUUACGACAAAGCCAAACGACAGUCUUUAUAACCAGAAACCUGAAGAGCCAGCACCAGCUAUAGCAUCCUUGGCUAAUUCCAAGACAGCACAUGGCCCAUCAUUUCCUUCUCGAUUUGAGUACAUGGAAAACAUACCAUCUGCUGAGUCUAGUUCAGGAAGUGCUCAAGUGAUCCAUCAUGUUGCACCACCAAAAUCUUCAAAUUUCUUUGCAGAGUUUGAAAUGGAGAGUGCAUUUCAGAAAAAAUCAAGCUCCACUUCAGCAAAAGUAGAGAUCCAGGAAAGUAAUGAAGCAAGGCAGAAAUUCUCAAAUGCAAAAUCAAUUUCAUCAGCCCAAUUCUUUGGUGAUCAGAACAAAGAUGCUGAUAAGGAGGCUCAAAUUUCCCUGCAAAAGUUUUCGGGCUCAACUUCCAUUUCGAGUGCUGAUGUCUUUGGUCACAAUACGAUUGAUUCUGGACUUGACCUCAGUGCAGCAGACCUUAUCAACCGAAUUUCCUUCCAGGCAACACAGGAUAUAUCCUCCCUCAAGAACAUAGCUGGGGAGACCGGGAAAAGAUUGACAUCUUUAGCUUCCAGCCUUAUCAAUGAUCUUCAGGAUAGAAUCCUCUGAGUGGGCUUCAUGUGGUCACAUUCAUGUACAUGCCUAAAGAACAGCUACCUUUUCCAAUAAAGGAUCAAUCUCAACAUUGAGGGAGGUUGCUAGCUUACCAUCUUAAAUCUAUAUCAUACCUUUUUUUCGCAGAGAUACAUUGUUCAUCUUUCCUAGUUACCGUGCAUGACCUACUUUUGUAAUAGUGGAAGCAUUCGGAGCUGUAGAACCCAUAGCAGAAUGGAUUUUAUACUUCUUGAAGCUCCAAAAAGUUUGGGGUUUGUAUUUAUGGACUCGGCAAAUUUGAUGCCUGAAAAGUUGCACAUGUUUUAAUCAUUUAUGUUUAU